Acomys russatus (golden spiny mouse) is the source of this 1128-nucleotide messenger RNA. It is a transcript of the gene Aptx, whose product is annotated as aprataxin. Lineage: Eukaryota; Metazoa; Chordata; Mammalia; Rodentia; Muridae. Bases 40 to 1041 code for a protein of 333 amino acids. Gene Ontology annotation, biological process: single strand break repair; double-strand break repair. The record is from RefSeq and is a predicted model, not a curated record. Gene Ontology annotation, cellular component: nucleus. Gene Ontology annotation, molecular function: double-stranded RNA binding; mismatched DNA binding; single-stranded DNA binding. The transcript has 7 exons.
UGAUUUGUUUUUCAGUGAUGCUCUUCUGUUUUCAGAGUGAUGAUGCGACUGUGCUGGUUGGUGAGACAGGACAGCCGGCACCAGCGAAUCAGACUUCCCCAUUUGGAAGCAGUUGUGAUUGGUCGAAGCCCAGAGACCAAGAUCACAGAUAAGAAAUGUUCCCGACAGCAAGUACAAUUGGAAGCAGAGUGUGACAAGGGAUAUGUCAAAGUGAAGCAGGUGGGGGUCAAUCCCACCAGCAUCGACUCGGUGGUCAUUGGGAAGGACCAGGAGAUGAAGCUGCAGCCUGGCCAGAUUCUCCGCCUGGUGAAUGAACUGUAUCCGUAUAUUGUAGAGUUUGAGGAAGUGGCAAAGAGCCCUGACCUAGAAACACAAAGGAAGAGAAAGAGGUCAGACAGUGAUGGUGAGGAGAUGGGUGCUGCCCAGGCACCUGAGGACAGCCAUGGCCAGUGCUCUGUGCCCCCUAAGAAGGGCAGGGACGGAGCCACCAAACAGGAAGCACCAGGCCACUGGAGUCAAGGCUUGAAGAUUUCUAUGAAAGACCCCAAAAUGCAGGUUUACAAAGAUGAUCAGGUGGUGGUGAUUAAGGAUAAAUAUCCCAAGGCCCGUCAUCACUGGCUGGUCUUACCGUGGGCUGCCAUUUCCAGUCUGAAGGUUGUGACCAGUGAACACCUUGAACUUCUCAAACAUAUGCACUCUGUAGGGGAGAAGGUGAUUGCAGAUUUUUCUGGACCCAGCAAACUGCGCUUCCGAUUGGGUUACCAUGCCAUUCCCAGCAUGAGCCAUGUACACCUUCAUGUGAUCAGCCAGGAUUUUGAUUCUCCUUGCCUUAAAAACAAAAAGCACUGGAAUUCUUUCAAUACAGAAUACUUUAUGGAAUCACAAGCUGUGAUCAAGAUGGUUCAAGAAGUUGGCAGAGUGACUGUUCAAGAUGGGACUGGUGAGCUCUUGAAGCUUCCUCUUCGUUGCCAUGAGUGUCAGCAGCUGCUGCCUUCCAUCCCACAGCUGAAGGAUCACCUGAGGAAGCACUGGGGCGGGUGACGCACUCCUUGGCGACUGGGUGCAGUGCUAGCAUCUGCCUGCGCUCCGUUCAGUCCUGAACUAAAGCACACAGCUUUCCAAAGCAAA